GUUUAUUAUUAAAAGAGGGAAAACGGAAAAUUGAAGGAGAAGACGUGAGAAGAGUUGACGUUUUUUCUCAUUAACUAGGCAGAGUGCGCCGAGCACUGCGUUCAGUUGGAUUCUGUGUGCUCACCGCCUUCGCUCACCAGUCGCCACCUCCUCUUUUCUCUUACACAACGAUGGAUUGGCAAGGACAAAAGCUAGCAGAGCAGCUGAUGCAGAUAUUGCUGCUUGCCUUUGCUGUGGUUGCAUUCACAACUGGAUACUUUACGGCUUCUUUCCAAUUGAUGAUCCUCACAUAUUUUGGUGGUGUGAUUCUCACUACAUUGGUGACCGUCCCUAAUUGGCCCUUCUACAAUCGCCAUCCUCUCAAGUGGUUGGACUCGAGCGAGGUAGAAAAGCAUCCGAAGCCACAGCCGUCGGCAAACUCAACUUCGAAGAAGAAACCUGUUAAGAAGUAAGACUUGGAAUAAUAAGAAAAUAUCACUUAUUGUGGUACUAGAAAUACAUGAUUUUAAAGUUUAAUUUGUUUAUACUUUUGACAGUAAUUUGCAUCCUAUUUUCUACCCCUCCCUUUCCCUAUCAGUAGAUUUUCCAGUAUGCUUUUGCAUAGACUACAACAAUAUAUUUGCUUGCCUUGGUUA
Molecule: messenger RNA, 635 nt
Organism: Arachis stenosperma
Lineage: Eukaryota; Viridiplantae; Streptophyta; Magnoliopsida; Fabales; Fabaceae
Product: signal peptidase complex subunit 1
Exons: 2
Coding region: 171-452 (93 amino acids)
Biological process (GO): protein targeting to ER
Cellular component (GO): endoplasmic reticulum membrane; signal peptidase complex
Source: RefSeq, a predicted model, not a curated record